Messenger RNA from Sebastes umbrosus (honeycomb rockfish), 489 nucleotides. RefSeq names its product ladderlectin-like. NCBI's taxonomy places the organism in Eukaryota, Metazoa, Chordata, Actinopteri, Perciformes, Sebastidae. The record is from RefSeq and is a predicted model, not a curated record. The transcript is spliced from 6 exons. Bases 46 to 489 code for a protein of 147 amino acids.
GUUGCUGCAGUACAACAGGAAAACAAACCCUCACCAAAAUCAGGGAUGGAUGCUGACACUGCUGUUGCUGCUGGCGGGGCAGCUGCUCUACCUGAAGCUCGUUUUGAUUUCUGCCUGGAUGGUUGGCAUAGUUUCCGAGGUAAAUGCUACUAUUUAGCCAACCAUGUUGACACCUGGAACGAUGCAGAGAGCUAUUGUGCUAGCUAUGGUGGCAGUCUGGCCUCAGUCCACAACAUCUGGGAGUACAACUUCCUCCAGCGUUUGGUCAAGACUGGGGCUCACACUUUAGCCUGGAUCGGAGGUUACUACUUCGAGGGCGCUUGGAGAUGGGAAGAUGGCUCAGUGUUUGACUAUCACAACUGGGAUUCAGCGAGCUCCACUGACCGUUACCAGUGCCUACAGCUCAACUCUCAAGAGUCCCUGGGCUGGUCCAAUCACGGCUGCACCAUGCGCUUCCCAUUCGUCUGUCAGGUGAAGCCAAACUGCUAG